AUGAGGCUUCGGCGUCCGCGCACUCUCGCUGCACUUUCCCCCAAAGCCCUCAAGGCUCUGCAGAACAGGGCCUCGGCUCUUCUCAUCUCGGAGAGCCCGGCGCUGCGGCUGCUGUGUGUGGCUGACAGCAACCCCCCCGCACGGCUGGGCUGGUUCCGGGCGUCCCCAGGCCUGAACGCCACCUGCAUCUCCAGCACCAAGAUCCUGGAGCUGCCAGGCUUAGGCGCUGCAGAAGGAGAAUUCACCUGCCGAGCUCAGAACCCUCUGGGCUCCCAGCAAGUUUCCGUCAGCCUUGCUGUGCAGAAUGAGUUGCAGGACAGGUGCCAGGAAAGCCCGUCUUGCCGCAGCCGCGUGACUGAGGCUCAGCGGGGCUCCUGGCCCCUGGUCUCCACCCUGAUCAGAGGGGCCCUCAUGGGGGCUGGCUUCCUCCUCGCCUAUGGCCUCACCUGGUUCUACUACACCAGGUGUGGAGGCCACGAGGGGGGCAGGGCUGAGCCUCCCUCCUUCUCAAGACGGGAUUCACGUGAGGAUGCGGAGCCCAGAAGACAGCCGUGGGGCCAUCACUGUCAGCUUCUCCCCGGAAACGCUCGACUCAAACCCUCAUUUGCAACCACGAGCUUUUAAUUUGCGUGAUGACAUGAAGAGUCAAUACCGUUGAAAGGAGACUUUUAUUACUUACACCUUCCACGAGUAGGUGGCACGGCACGCUGGGCAGGACAAAGGGGAAGCACCUGGUUUUGCUCAAGAAGCAGGAGCAGGUGCGGAGAAGCCUUUAUUGGGGUUUCCAUGGGAAAGGCAGGGCUGCGCAGGGAAAUUUCUUUAGGAUCUGCUCAUUUGAAUAAUUCUGGUGGGCUUUGGGUGGCAGGGGUGAUCUGUAGUAGUCUGUUACCUGUUCGUGAGUGACUUCGGGUAAGGGAAUAGUGCUUGGCGAGUGAGGGGUAGCUAAAGGGGUGGUUGGGGAUUAUGGGGUAGCGAUUGAUUGGUUUGCAUUUUAAAGGUGAGGUCCUGGAACAGCCCUUUUCUGUCUCUAACAGUUGCGAGGCGGUGUCCUUUUCAGGCCAGCAAGCUUUUUAAGAUGUCAAAACGUCAUAAGAUACAGAA
This is a messenger RNA of Balaenoptera musculus (blue whale), 1101 nucleotides long. RefSeq names its product sialic acid-binding Ig-like lectin 14. Gene Ontology annotation, molecular function: sialic acid binding. Gene Ontology annotation, biological process: cell adhesion. The record is from RefSeq and is a predicted model, not a curated record. Lineage: Eukaryota; Metazoa; Chordata; Mammalia; Artiodactyla; Balaenopteridae. Gene Ontology annotation, cellular component: plasma membrane. The transcript is spliced from 3 exons. The coding region runs from base 1 to 624 and encodes 207 amino acids.